Molecule: messenger RNA, 11020 nt
Organism: Phoenix dactylifera (date palm)
Lineage: Eukaryota; Viridiplantae; Streptophyta; Magnoliopsida; Arecales; Arecaceae
Product: autophagy-related protein 2-like
Biological process (GO): reticulophagy; autophagosome assembly; piecemeal microautophagy of the nucleus
Cellular component (GO): phagophore; phagophore assembly site
Molecular function (GO): protein-membrane adaptor activity; phosphatidylinositol-3-phosphate binding
Source: RefSeq, a predicted model, not a curated record
GCGUUCAAGGCCCACACCGUAGAGGAGCCGGGCUCGAUCGGAAGAAGGGAGAUAAAGAUUCUCGCGCCACCUUCGUCCUCGACACACGCCUUUUCUUUCCUCUUCGCGUUGGAUGGGGGAAGUCGUGCUUCCUUCCACUCCCAACGUCGACGAAUUCCGCGAGCUGUAACCCUAGGCUUCGGCGCUCGAGAUCGAGAGAGGGAGAGAGGAUGUUCUCCCGGUGGGAUUUCUUGCGGUCGACGGCGAUCAAGCGCGUCUGCAAGUUUCUAUUGAAGAAGAAAUUGGGGGAGUUCAUCCUGGGGGACAUUGACCUCGACCAGCUCGACGUCCAGCUCGGCUCCGGGACGAUCCACCUCUCUGACCUCGCCCUCAAUGUUGAUUUGCUCAACCAGAAGGUUAGGCUACUUGGAAAUCCUGUAACCUUUCGUGUUAGGGCUUCUUUGGCUCUUUUAUUGCUGUUCGUCCGUUGAUUGUUCUUUAGUUUCUGUGAGGUGGAGAUUUUGGUUGGUUUUGCAAAUCAUAAUUGGAAAGAUAAGAUUUUUAUGAGAGAAAAGAUGAUUUUCUCAAGGAUUUUGGAUUGUUCGAUUGAUAUUUGAGGGAAUUAGGUUAAAUUUCCAUAGUUCAAUACCUUGAAAAAGGAUGUAGAUAUUUGAAACUUUUAGGGGGAAAAGCAAAAAAGCAAACAUAUAUGCAAAGAUCAGGCUCCUCAAGAGUUUUCUUUGUUUUCUCAAGGGUUCAAUUACUCCGUCAUGUGUGAGGGCAAGGAUUUGGUUGGUUUUACAAUUUUCGGAUAGAAAUGAUGGUCAUUGGAGAAUGAGUGAAUGGGCAUGGAGAAAGUUAAGAAAGGAUGAAGGAAGGAUAUCAGUGUAAAAUUGUAAGAUUCCUCUGAAAUUGUUUGUUCUUGCCUAAAAGCUUUGGGUUGCUUUUUCUCUUGUUUAUGGGCUAAAAUUGUGUAACUUUUUAUGUUAUGACUAUAAAUAGUGUACUUCUGAAAAUUGAAUGGGGAAUAACACUGCAAUGUAUUGAAGAAGGUCCCUUUUGGAUUGGUUUAGCAGAGUAGUACCACUAGAAAACCUCAAUAAAUUUUAAGAAAGAGAGAGAGGGAUAAGAGGAAGAACAGAAGAACAUGAAAUAGAGACAAAAAAUAGUAUCAGAAUUUGGUAAUGUUCUUUCAGUUUUCGUGAUUUUUGAACAAUCAGCCCUAUCGUUAAUCAUCUCACUCCAUUAUAGAAGUUGAAGUUGAUGAUAACUUACCAAACUUCAGUUAUAUUCAUCAUUUCUUGCAUGAACUUAUUUAUCCCCUUUGUUCCAUGUUAUGAUGACCACUAUAGAAAUAACAUAUUUUUGAUAUGCAAUAGAUAGCACUCUAUAACUAAAUGGAUUUGAUUAAAUAGCCACACUCAUAAAUAUGAGUGAAAUGCCAAAAGUUGUUAUAUUUAUGAUUUCUGCUAAAAGGCGGAGAAAAAUAUUUGAAUGCACAAGGGACUAAAAAGCUUCAAAAUUGCUAAACAUAAUGAAUUUAUGAACAAUUGAAGUUCCAGGGAAGUAAAGAAUAUAGAUAUAUUCAUAAUACAAAAGACUAGCAUAUAAUAUUAAUUUCAAUCUAAAGUUGUUAAAACAAUAGAAAUAAAGAACCUAUACAACAAAAUACUUUAAAAUGUUGUUUAAUAAUCAAUAUUAUUUUUUUUAUUUUUCUAUUUUUUAUUUUUUUUGAUUUUUAUACCAGAGCUCCAGAACUCGGAGGGGAAACUCCUGAACUACUAAAACUGUUAAAAUUGAGAUGCCACAGACCUAGCCGAAACCAAACCGAAACUGAAUGGAGUGUUCAAACCUUGGGUUAAAGCAUGAAUCUUGAGACUGUAGUUGUAGAUUUCAAGAAUUUGUAUUUGGUCAUGUCACAUGUACAGAAAUAAUCUUGAUAGAACCAUGAUAGCUUGUGGUGGAAAUUUCAUGAGAUGAUACUUGAUGGAAGAAGAACUCUGAAAACUUUUCUUUAAUGAAAGUAGUGGAAAACAUGAACAUGAAUGAGGAACAAACUCAGUGCGGCUACAUAACCUUGAUAUGAUAAUUGCAACAGACUUAGGGCUUAUUAUCUCUUCUAUUUUAACUACAGAGAUCAAGUACUUUGUGAUAUAUUCUUGAACAAAUGGUUAUUUCUAUUUGAUAGAAGCAUGAGUAUAAUGCCACAAUUCGUCCAAUAACAACAUUACAACUUCAUGGUGAAAAAUCAAGUUGAUUAUGAUCAUGCAUUUGAUAUUUCCCAUGCAUGCCCUAUCUCUAGUGUAAGGAAUUCUUUGAUUAUUUGUUGGAUUGUUCUGGUAAGCAACAAAUGAAGAAAUCAAAUGUAGAUGAUUAUGUGCAAUUAUUGCUUGUGCCACCAUUCUGAAGUAGAAUCGAAAUUGUUAUUAUUAUCUUUAAGGCAAAAUUUUGCUUAUUUAAUUUCAAUUUCAAUUUAAUUGUGAAGACUAUAAUUUCCAAAAUAGAGGUGUUCUUCUCACUUUGAUAGAGCACUGAUUGGAUCAUCUUAUCUUUGUAAGUGAAUCUUUUUAACAUUCCAUAUUGUAAAUGCCUUGAACACAUAAUGAUUGUUUAUAAUUAAAUGUAUAUAGGAAUUUGAUCAGGAGUAUCGGCUGUUUCUUAAAAUUCUAGUUUGUGUUCUUGUCAGAUAACAUGAGCCACACAUCUAAUAUAAUGUUCAAUUUUAGUAGAAGCAUAAUCCGAGAUUCAACAUGAGUUGCGACAACUCAGUACAGAUGCAUGCUUUAUGAGAAUCAAUCAUGAUUAUAUCUCAUGAAAAUAUAUCUUUUGUUUAUUUUUGAUUUUGGGGAAAAGAAAUAAGUGAAAUAAAGAAGAGUGGGAUAUGGUACCACAAUAAUUUCUUUUCUAUUUGAAGUCUCAAGUUCAAACUACAAAAUUCAGAUCUCCUCUCAACACAUAUAAAAGUACACUUAUAUGACAAUAAAGUACAAUUCUAAUCAAUCCAAGGAUUCCUAAUCCCAACCUGUUGCUUGACUAGAGCUUUUCUAGUACACUACAAAUAGGAUUCGUAAUUAUUUCCUAUCAGAAUUAUUUCCUAACCAGGAUUCUCUCAUGAUUGAAGAAUUAAGACUUUUUCUUUGAUGCAUUUUGGAGAGAGAAUCUUUAAACUUCUUGAUUUUCUGCCCUAAAUUAAGUUCAAAAAUAUUGACAAAUAGAAAACAUGUCUCCAUUUAGAUAUCAAUUAUACUUAUCAUUUCUGCUGUGUAGUGUCUCGAGACUGUGCCAACUAAUGCUACCUCUAUGUAUCACUUUGUCUCCAAGGUCUCAUGACAGAGAUUAGUAUUUGACCCUUAAAUGAUGGAAAUAUUAAAUCUUACUGCCCUUCGAUCUUGACUGGUGAUCUAAAUGUGCUUUGCCACAGUGAAGAUGCAAAGAUGAUGAAACCCUUCUUGUCUAAUAUGAAUAAUUUAUUGUACGGUCAUCCAUGAACACAACAAGAAGACCUGCUCCAUGGAUCUCUUUUUCUUUGGUCAAUGAUUCCUAAUAAACUUGGAUCUUUGCUUUUGUCUCCUUAGCAUUUGUCUUGUCAGAGUAUAAGGUGGUUGGAUCUUUCCUAUUAGUCCAUGAUUUGUCAAACGGGCUUCAAUGGAACUUAAUUUCACCAGCUCAAAUAAUUACCGAAGAUUGCCCACAUUGAGGUCCUCUAAAAAGGCAUAGUCCAUCUAUUUCCUUAGGCAAUCAAAUCUUGUUCUUCCAAAUUUUCAUGAAUUGUUUCAAAAAUUGGCCACUAUGGCUGCUAAAAAAAGCGGUCAUUUAGUGGCUCGGACUUGCUAUGCUAGUUAUUAUAGUGCUCGCUAUAUGGCAUUUGGGGUAUGAGCAUCCAAAAUAUCAAGUGAAAACUAGCUAUACAGCAGCUACCUAUGGGUUCAUAGUGGGCAAAUUAUUUCAUAGAAGACUAGAUCGGUUUCCAAUUGGACUAGUCUAGUAAUCAAUUGCUCCAAUAGGUUGUUUAAAGUAUGAGCUAAUCUAGUUAUUUCAUGCCCUAGCUGAAUGGAGCAUGGGGGAGAAAAGGAGAAGGAGAAGUGAGGAAGAAGGCAACCCUCUGCACCUUCCACUCUUCUUAUUCCUCUGGCACUCUCUUGUUGAUGAUCUAUAGCUGGUACACAACCAUGAACACAAAGAUAGCUCAACCUAAAAAUGCUGGAACUGUUUCAUCUUCACUAUUAAAGAAACCAAAAAUCAAAAAAUAAGUAUGAGAUUUAGUUUAGUCAUGAGGUCCAUUGAGGAAGAGGAGAAAGAGGAGGAUAUGUUUAGAUGGAUGUCUUGAUGCUCAAGUCUCCUAGAAGUGAUACGUGAUGUUUAAUUAUUGAGACAAUUAAUUAUCAAGUUAUCUUUUGACUUUUUUGCCUAGAUGUUGGAGGAGUCUAUUAUCAAUUGAUGAUGAUAUUUUGUUUGGUGAAUUAUAUUAUAUAAUUGUGGACAUGUUUCUUCUAUGGUUAAAUGUUGUAUGAUUGUGGGCGUCUUUAUUUUAUGAUUGAUAUUAUGUGAUUGUAGAUAUUUUUUAUUAUGAUAUAUGCUAUUAUGUCUGGUUAUGAUGAUAUUUAUCAUUAGAUUGUGGAUUCUUGCAUUAUAUUGAUGUUGACAUAAUAUUAUGAUGUUACAUUGAUUAUGUUUAUGACAUUGUAUUGGUGCUACCACCCUGUACUGGACAUACUGGACCAUAUCGUUGCCAAACUGAGAAUCGGGGUACAUGAGGGCAUCCUGAGUCUCGAUAUGCCAAAUUAACCCCUAUCUUGGGUGUAUUGACACUAUAUCAGCAUGCUACCGUUGGCUGGGGCAGCAGUUCUUGUGAAAGAAGGAUCUAUUAAAUCCCUAUCAAUUAAAAUUCCAUGGAAGCGAAAAAACUGUCAGAUAGAAGUGGAAGUGCUUGAGCUUGUCCUUGCACCGUUUGUCCAGAGCUAUACUUCUGCCAUGGAUUCUGAUUCUUUGAUGCCUAAUUGUGAUAAAGAACAACAUACGUGCAUUGAUUCAGAGAAGAUUGAGCUGGGAGAAGUCAAGGAAAACUCUGGUUCUAUUUCUCGAGAUGUUCAUGAAGGAGUGAAGACAAUUGCUAAGAUUGUGAAAUGGUUUCUUACAAGCUUUCAUGUAAGAAUAAAUGAAAUUUUUGUUGCAUAUGAUCCCCAUUCAGAUGUGGAAGAAAGGAGAUCAGCAUUCCAUAAAUCCUUGGUUCUCCGAAUUAAAGAAAUAGAGUUUGGAACAUGUGUUUGUGAAGAUGCUAUGGCUAAGUUGACUAAUUUUGUAAAAUUUCAAGAAGCACUCAUCGAGUUUCUUCAUUUAGAGGAUGUUGAUAAUUUCCCGCAGCUCCAUAGUGGUUCAGAAACGGGCUUUAGCGAAACAUAUGCAAAAAAAAGUACUGUUACAAUCUUGACUGGGCCAAGUGGUGGAUUCUCAGGGACAUUGAACUUAAGCAUACCAUGGGAAAAUGGAUCUUUGGAUAUUCGUAAAGUUAAUGCAGAUGUCUCAGUUGAUUCUGUGGAACUGAAGGUGCAACCCAGCAGUAUCAAUUGGCUCAUAGCCAUAUGGGAAUCCCUCAAGAAUGUGAGCACAGCUCAACAGAGAAAUAUUUACAAGGCUGCAGAUUCACCUGACCGUAAAUGUAGAUUUUAUAGCUGUUCAUCUACCUCAGGUUCUGCUAUGCCAGAUUCAGACAAAGUCACACCAGGCAGUGGAAACUAUUCAAAUGACAUAUUUCGUACAAUCAAUCAAGAUGGUGCUUCAGAUGCUUUGCUUACAAGAACACAUUUAAUUCACAACUGGGUGCCAGAAUCCAUUGAUCUAGAAGACCAAACUGAUUUAGAGCCAGAUUAUGGUGCAAGCAUUGAUGAGUUCUUUGAAUGUUUUGAUGGAAUGAGGACUUACCGGGCAAAUUCAGGAACUAGUGGUAUAUGGAACUGGACCUGUUCUGUUUUCAGUGCAAUAAGUGUUGCAUCUAAUCUUGCUUCUGGAUCAGGACAUGUUCCUACAGAACAAAAUGUUGAGACUAGUUUACGAGCUACUAUUGCUGAGAUUUCUGUUGUCCUUUCCUUCAUUGAUGAAGAUCAGACACAGUCAUAUGAUUCCAGCGAUUCAUUAUUAAAUGGCCAAAGUUUUAAUUCUUACAUGAGCUGUCACUCAACAAUGAAUAUAGAGGAGUCAACCUUGAGUACCGUUAAUUCUAUGAAAAUACACCAUCUUGAAGCAAGGUGUCAACAUCUGACUCUUGAUUUGCAGACUUAUCCUCAAAUCAUGAAGUUUGGAGCAUCACUCAAGCAAAUUAAGGUUGAUGAGUAUUAUGAUAGUAGGAACCGUGCUGAGGGAUCUAAGUUCCCUGAUUACAAGAAUGAUUCCUAUUACCAAAUGCUAUUAAAUCAGCAUUUGCAGGCACAAGUUCAAGCUGCUCUUCCACCAUAUCCUUUUUCCACCCAAGACCAUGAUUCAGAAUCUUCUGUCACUAAUUGUAGGAAUGGACUGAUCAAGGUUACAUUGUUGGAAUCUCUUGAUAUAUGCCGCUGUCAGUAUUCUGUCAGUUCCACAGGUUUAGAUGGCAAGAAAAUGGCAUCAACAUCUUUCUCUGUUCAUCUGCCACCAUUUGUUUUGUGGGUUCACUUUCCGUUAGUAAAUACGCUGCUUAAUCUCUUCAAACAAGUUGAAUAUUCAUUUAAGAAAAGCAGCAUGAACAAGGAUUUUGUGACUAAUGUUCAGUCUGAAAGGCAUAAUUCUUCCUCUCUUGGUGAUGCUGAAAGUGGCAAUAUUUCUUACUUAACAACUAUGUCUCAAACAGCAAGUCUGCAAGGGAAUAUAGUCCUUUCUCAGGCAAGGGUCAUAGUGUGCUUUCCUUCUGAAUAUUAUGGAGAUUACAGACAUUCAGCCUCUUUGGAUAAGUUUAUUGUUCUUGAACAUUCUUCCAGUGUGGGAGAUUUUGUGGAUUUUCUUCAACUUCCAAAAGAAAGUGCUCCAAAAGAUGCUUACUGUACACCUGCCACUUCUGUCCAUCUACAUAUGGGAAAUUUAGACAUUUACUUUGUUAAAUCUUCAAGUGAAAAUUCUUUGGUGGAUGGGUCCCAUGCAUCAGACAAGCAACCCUUUUCUGCCGUGAAGAUUCUCUCUGUCACCAACAGAUCAAAUGGCUAUCAUUCUGGAAUUACGAUGCUUUGGCAGAAGGGUCCUGUGACUGGUCCUUGGAUGGCAAGCAGAACUUGGAGUUUGUCCAAAUUACAUGAUCAAAGUAGGAAUAAAGUGGUCAGAGAAAGGGCUGAGUAUUCCUCGGUGGUGACAGCUACAGAAGACCUUGACGGGACAAGUUCAAGUAUUCGUCAAGAGCUGAUUCUGAGUUCUGCAUUUUUAUUUCAUGUUAAAUUUUCUCAUGUUUGUAUUAAUCUUCAUAGUCAUGAUUAUAAAUUGCUAAAUCAGCUGCUUAAUUAUCUGUUGGAUGAAUUGUCUAGUGGAGCCCAUGGUACGGACACUAAUUAUGAGGGGAUCAGAAAUGAACAAUCGUCCCCAAAUGUCUGUGUUGCAUCUCAAACAUCUGUUCGUGUGGAAUGUGAUCUCCUGGACAUUUGCAUUACCCUAGAUGAAGUAAUAGAAGUCAGUCACUUGAUACAGAAGGAACUACAGGGAUCAUGGAAUUGCCUUAAAUUGAAAGUUACGAAGUUUGAGUUGCUUUCUGCAUCAAAUAUUGGUGGAAUUAGCAAAGCAAAAUUUUCAUGGCUUAACCAUGGCGAGGGUGAAUUGUGGGGUUCCAUCUUAAAUAGGAAUGAAAAUGCUUCUGAAGUAACUGAAGAUCUUCUUCUAAUCACCUGUAAAAACUCUGCCAUCAGAAGGGGUGAUGGUGAUGGUACUAAUGCAUUAUCUUUUAUCUCUGCGGGUACUACUGUUACACACAUCUGGAAUCCACAGUCAUGUCAAAGCUACAUGUCCAUAAUCGUUCGUGGUGGGACAAUAGUUGCUCCUGGUGGUCGCUUGGAUUGGAUCAGUGCAAUAUGCUUAUAUUUUAGUUUGCCUUCUCAAGAGAAUGAACAGUCAGGCAAUGGUAAAGCUUCAGUUAAUGGUGCUGCUUCUGAAACAUUAUUCUUUCUUGAUUUGGUGGAUAUUGCUUUGAGUUUUGAGCCCCACAUCAAAGAUCCUAUAAUCGCUAAUGGAGUUUCCAAAAGAGAGCAUAGUUGUAGUACUGAAUCUAAUGAAGAGAUAGAGAGAGAAUAUGUGGCAUGCCUUUUAGCUGCAGCAUCAUUAAGCCUUUCUAAUUACACCAAGGCAAACUCGUCUACUGUUAAUUACAAUAUCCAACUACAAGAUGCAGGACUUCUUAUCUGUGAAUCGACUGGCACAAGAAAGGGCAGUGAUGGUUAUCAUGUAGGUUGUCUGCAAGAGAUCGGCUAUGUAAAAGUUUCCCAGAUUGCUCUUGUUGAGGCUGUUCUUAGAAGUAAAGGUCUUCAUUGGGAAAUUGAAUGUUCAGAAUCGCAUAUCAGCCUUGAUACCUGCCAUGACACAGCUUAUGGUCUUUUACAUUUGGUUGCUCAACUUCAACAGCUUUAUGCACCUGAUGUGGAGGAUGCUCUUAUGCAUUUACAAUCAAGGUGGAAUACUAUUCAGCAAGCUCAAGAAGAUUGCAGUUCAAAUGAUGUGGCAGAUAACUCUGAAAGCACUGCUGUUGGUUUGGGUUUUGAGAAGAGUUCGCCAGCUAGUGGUGAAGGCUGUGUAUCUGUUGGACUGCUGGAUGAGAUACUUGAGAAUGCUUUUUAUAUUAAUGGGGAAUACAGAUCUCCAUCUGGUCAUUGCGACAUACAAUCUAAUGUUUCCCUUGAUGAAUAUGUGCUUGGAGAUAGGUUUAAGUUGAACAUAAACAACUCUACGGCUAGCAAUGCUUCUUCUCUGAUUAUUCCUAAGGAUGGUUCAUCGUAUGGUUCAGAAACAGGAAACACUCAGCAACCAUCUAUGCACAAACAAGGCUCAGCUCAACUUAUUGAAAGCUAUUAUGCAUCUGACUUACUUCAGCCGUCAACAUUAACUGCAGGCCAUCAUUCACCUAAGGAAGAUCACAAAUCUAGAUUCGAUAAUACCGCUCGUCGGGACAUGGAAUGUGGAAAGGGUGGUUGGUACCAGGACAGUUCUCUAGUGAUAGUAGAGAACCAUAUUUCAAAAAUAUUCAGUCAGCCUGAAGGAAAACAACACAAAGAAGGGGAUUUUACUUCCAGCAAUUUUGGUCCUGCUGAGUACCAUAUUCCAAAAGGAAGGAUACUUCUUAAAAAUAUUGAUGUGAGAUGGAGAAUGUAUUCUGGACUUGACUGGAUUAAGCCAAGCAAAAAUCCUUACAAUAGUUUGAAAGGAAGAGAUGGUAGUGCCUGCCUAGAAUUUACUUUGUCAGGGUUGAAUCUUCAAUAUGACAUGUAUCCUGAUGGAGAAAUUUGUGUAUCAAAGCUUUCUGUUUCUGCUCAGGACUUUCAUCUUUAUGACAUGAGCAGAGAUGCCCCUUGGAAGAUGGUUCUGGGUUAUUACCAUUCAAAAGAUCAUCCAAGAGAAUCCUGUGCCAAAGCAUUUAAGUUAGACUUAGAAGCAGUAAGACCAGACCCAUCAACACCUCUAGAGGACUACAGGUUACAUCUUGAGUUUUUGCCAAUGCGGCUGCAUCUUGAUCAAGACCAACUCAACUUCCUCAUCAGCUUCUUUGGCAAGGAUUCAUUUGUUGAUGAGCCUCCCAGUCCGCCUAAUAAUUUGAGUGAGUCUGUCACAUCAGGAAGAAAAAGCAGGAGCUUUGGGAGCCAAACUAUUAUGGAGGAGGCAUUACUUCCUUUCUUCCAGAAAUGUGUUGUAAGGCCCUUGGUUGUGCGUGUUGACUACAUUCCUCGGCAUUUUGAUCCAGCAGCACUAAGAAGAGGAAACUAUGCAGAACUUCUCAACUUAGUUGCAUGGAAGGGAAUUGACUUACAUCUCAAACAUGUUUGUGCUGUUGGUGUUUAUGGGUGGAAUAGCAUCUGUGAAAUGGUACUUGGGGAAUGGUUGGAAGAUAUUUCUCACAACCAGGUUCAUAAAUUAUUAAAAGGGCUUGCUCCUAUAAGGUCAUUGUUUGCUGUCAGUUCUGGCACGUCUAAAUUGGUUUUAUCUCCAGUUAAAAGUUACAGGAAAGAUCACAAGUUGCUUAAGGGAAUACAAAGAGGGGCAAUAGCUUUUAUUAGAAGCAUUUCAAUUGAAGCUGUUGGGCUAGGGGUGCAUUUGGCAGCUGGAGCCCAUGAGAUCUUGCUUCAAACAGAAUACUUCCUUACAAGCAUUCCAUCAUCUGGAUCAUUAUCUGAAACGAACAGAAGAAAAAGUAAUAUAAGAUCUAAUCAACCUGAAGAUGCACAACAAGGGAUCCGCCAGGCUUAUGAGAGUCUUAGUGAUGGUCUUAGUAGGACUGCCUCUGCUCUACUUAAGACUCCUCUAAAGGCUUACCAGCGGGGUGCUGGUGCAGGAUCAGCCCUGACAUCUGCUUUCCGGGCGGCUCCUGCCGCUGCUGUAGCUCCUGUCUCUGCUUCUGCUGGUGCAGCACACUGCGCACUUCUUGGACUUAGAAACAGCCUAGAUCCCGAACAUAAAAAAGAAUCUAUGGGGAAAUAUUUGGGAUCUUCUCGAUCAUAAAAGUACAAAAAGCAACGGUACAGCUUGCUAGGUGGUUGCACUAACAUCCUUACGGGCGUUGUUGAAAGGAAUACGAAGCUGUAUCUUUGAUCCUUGUCAUUCAGAUUCAUUUAGUUUAUGAGUUGGAUAUUUUCUCACCCAGAUUCAGGUUACAGCCGCCUGUAAAAAGUGUAUAGCAAUUUAAACAGAGAUUCUUUGUGGAACAGAAUAAGAAAGUAAUCCCUGUACAAUAUGUAAAUAACCAUAUGACACUGUCAUUCACUCAGCCAUAUAAUUGUACUAUGCCUGUAAUCAGUGUGUAUUUACAGUUUAGCACCACAUUAAUUGUAAUAUUUAACGCGCUUCAUUUGUUUGAAAAAGAAAUUUUUCUCCUGAUUACUUUCUGGAGGCA